Messenger RNA from Xenopus tropicalis (tropical clawed frog), 2053 nucleotides. Lineage: Eukaryota; Metazoa; Chordata; Amphibia; Anura; Pipidae. The record is from RefSeq and is a predicted model, not a curated record.
AUUGAUGAUGUCAUAUCUGACGAAGCUUUGGUGGUGGGGGGGUUACUGUGUAGUGGUGGCGUCCAGCCGGUGUACCUUUCCCUUGCCUGGUCUCUGGAACGUCAUUUCUAAACGAUCUGGUUGCUAAUUAGGGAAGAACCUUUCUUUCGUUUUUGAAAACUUUUGGCUAUGACCUCCAGAGCCAAGAAGCGAAUUGUCCUUCCCACCCGACCUGAGCCACCCAGCAUUGAGCAAAUUCUCCAAGAUGUCCAUGGGGCUAUAGCCUCUGAUCCAGUGUUUAUCUGUGACUUCAGUGAUGAUUCCUCGCUUUCCAAUAAUGCUACUUUAUGUGAAAAGGAGAAGCAGUAUUGGCAGAGCUGCAAUUAUGUGGAUAUGAACAACAAACUAAAGGAAGCUCUGAUCCAGUUGAAGGCAAAAUGUGAUGUGCUGAGGUCUGCAGGGGAAAAACUAGAAGAGGACAUUGAGAAUCUGAGAGAGGCUACCAUGUGAAAUAACCCAUGUGCUGAUCUUUAAGUAAUGCACAUUUGGUCACAAAGAUUAGCAGCAUGCUGAUGUAGAUUCACUACAUUGUCUACAAUGUACUAUUUAAUACUAAACAGUAACUUUACUGGAGCACUGCUGACUUCUGUUAAUAGACGUGUGAAUAUCUCCAAAGGAAAUUUCUACAAGUGGUUUUGGGGAAGAUUUAUCAGUAGAUGGACCCUGCUUUCUGAUAAUACUUUACAAAUAAUUUAGAUAUUUUAAUUUGCAUGUUUUGAAUCAAAGGCCAUUGAUGUCAUUAGAACAUUGCCCACAGAUAAUGCACAUGACAUUUAGGUAUCCAACAUGUGUGCCACUAACUACUUAUAUGACUUCUCCCUGUGGUACUGUUUAGAUGAUGCCCAUGUGGCUGCCAAAAUACUCUGCAUGCUAGAGCAGAAUUGCUACCGUGGCUAUGAUGAGCACCGGGAUAAAACUGCUGGAACACAGGCAAUUGCUUGGACCACUAAUGUUAUCCAGUCCAGCCGAAUAUCAUUCCUUAUUGUGUCAGCUACCUCCCUGAAUGACCCUUGGUUCAAUAAUGUCUCUGAAUGGAGUCUGGUGAACUAUGUAGAUCAAGAAGCUGUAAAAGUUGUGCCAAUCUAUGUGGGAAUAGAUGAAGCACAGAGACCCCAUAAACUACGCUUUCUGACUAGCCUUAACUAUGAUUCCAGUUACUUUCCCAACAGACUUCUGGCUAGCAUGAAACCGAGAAACCGUCACUGACUAUGCAAAUGGGGAUUUUUCUUGCUACGGCUGUGUGUGUGUGUGUAUAUGUAUGUAUGUGUAUAUAUAAUAUAUAUAUAUAUAUAUAUAUAUAUAUAUAUAUAUAUAUAUAUAUAUAUAUAUAUAUAUAUAUAUAAAAAAUAAGCUUUAUUGUGAACCGUAGCAUAUUUGAAAACAGGCCCACACCCCCAUUGUCUUAAAGUGUUUGUAUUUGGUCUUAAAGGAGAAGGAAAGGCUAAUAAAGAGUUAAUCUCAAGCUGCAGGCAUACCUUCAGUUGUCUCAGUAGUGCCCUUAAGUCUCCCCAUAUUUCUCCUGUUCAGAUGAUCAGAAGCCAAACGGGAAAAAAAAACGCUGAGCAGGGUAGAGAAGAUUCCCAUAAUGCAUCAUUCCUUCCAGACUUGGCAGAUUAUGGCAGAUAUAGCGUUUUUACACAGCAAUAGUAGUACUAUUUAAUUGUGUGCUUAAUAGAUUCUGACUUUCCUUGUCCUUUAAGCAUCUUUUAUCAAUUCAUUUGCUGGAUGGCAUGAUGGGUGAUUCUAUGCCAAAGCCAUUAGGCCAAAGAAACAUUUGAUACAGGUGUGUUGUUUUAAAAUGCUUUGGGAAAAAAAAUUUUUGUACCAAGGGACUUACAGUAGAACCGUGAUUUUAUGUACCUGGAUUUUACAUUUUCCUCAAAAUUUACACCAGGAUUUUUUUCAUGGCCUGUGUGUGCCAUGCUAUGUGUGUGUACCCUUCCUGUGUGUGUGCCCCCCAUAUGAAAGCAGAAAAGAUGUAGACAAAGAGAGCAAAUAAUUAAAAAAAAACUAU